This is a messenger RNA of Tetranychus urticae (two-spotted spider mite), 2165 nucleotides long. RefSeq names its product oligosaccharide transferase delta subunit (gene OstDelta). NCBI's taxonomy places the organism in Eukaryota, Metazoa, Arthropoda, Arachnida, Trombidiformes, Tetranychidae. Gene Ontology annotation, cellular component: membrane; oligosaccharyltransferase complex. The record is from RefSeq and is a predicted model, not a curated record. Gene Ontology annotation, biological process: protein N-linked glycosylation.
UUUUCCUCAUUUCCGGGGGUAAAAUUGAACAGCCACAGUGGUAAUCUCUUUCACGUUUAACACGUCAGGUUUAAUUUGAACAAAAUUAAACCGAAAUUCCCAUUCAAUUUAAAUUUGCUCCUUUAAUUUAAACUGCUGCUUUUUUCUAUUUAAACCCUUGAAACAUGAUUCGGGUGUUGUUAUUCUUGGGUUUACUUGUUACCUCUGUGUACACAUCUUUAACACCUAACACCUUUUUGACCAGUGAAGACAAAGCACGUUUAAGUGAUUUGUUUAAAUUGGAUGAGCCUUAUAAUGACAUUCCUUUUAAUAAUUUAUAUUAUUCGCUUGUUGGUUCAACGGUUUUAUCAAAUGAUAAACUGUUCACUAUCCUCAACACACAGCAAACUAAAAAAAUCUGUGAUUACAUUCAAACUGGCUUGGCCGGUACCAGUCCAGUGUUGGAAACCAUUUAUUUCGCCUCGUCGACCGGUAAAUUGUUAAAUUGUCAGGUACAAGCUAAUGCAAAAACAAUUAGUUUUCUGGAAAACAAGAUUGUCGCUGAUGUUUCUGUCUCUGAUCUCUACAAAUCGGCUUUAUCGUUAAUCAAUCUCGGUAAACCUGUAGAUGCGCCCAAAAUCAGCAAAUUAUUACAAGCUGGUUUGAAAAAAGAUGACUCUCUUCUGAAUGCCGGACAUGCUUUCAGAUUAGCUGCUCAUCUUCAAGGUGCUGGAAAUGCAGCUCCUUUCUACGAAAAAAUUGGUGAUGUUGUCAUGCAGGCUGAUGAAGUCGAUGGACGUUUUCUUCAGUUUGAAGGUGGACUUGGAGUAACUGCAAACAUAAUUUUAGGAAUAUAUUCAUUGGCUUCUUCGCUUAAUAAACCUCCUGGUCUAACAAAUGAGCAAGUUAUCAAAUUCACUAAUUAUUUCUUAAAUCGCAAAACUGUUCAAACAGUGAAAGGUGCUGCUGACUUACUAGAAGUAUUGAAAGUUUUAUCGCAAAACAAUUAUCAUAUCCCGGUAUGUGUAAGUCUUUAUGGCAGCUCAUCUAUCAGUGAAGAGAACCCAUUGGUUAGCGUUCAUGUUACUAAUGUCUUGGGUCAAAGCUUGGGCUCUGAAUUGUCUGUUUCAAGUGAAUCAACUCUAUGGACUGGCAAGAAAGCUUUCAAGGCUGUCCAAGGCGACUCUACCAUGUUUGCUUUCGAUUUAAUCGAGAUUAAACCAAAACGUGGUCCUCAUAGUCUCACUAUUUCCGUCUCUACAAGCAAACCAGAUUCCAAACUUAUCGGCAAUACCGGUGCUGAAAUAAAAGUAAUCAUUCUUACCAAGGUUACUGUAGAAAAUGCCGAAAUCGGAAUCGUUGACAGAGAUCAAACUACGUCACUUAAAAUGACUGCUUUGCAAUAUCCUGGGUAUAAUAAGAAUACCCUGGAAGUUGACCAACAGCAGAAAAUAGUCAUGAAAUUCGCAUUAAAAGAUUUAAUUUCUGGUGAAUACUUGACCCCUCAUCAAGUAUUCUUGCAAAUCCUUAAUGAUGAAAACAAAAAAGAAAAUAUUUAUGUAGCAGAAACAGAAAGUAACACAAAUCUUUACAAAUUCGAUCUCAAUAUGGCUCAAAGAGCAAAAGAUUUUGGUCAUAAUUCUGGAUUGUACCAUGUUUCUUUAAUUGUUGGAGAUCCUGCAAUUGCUAACCCAUUUGUUUGGAAGUUAGCCAGUCUAAAGAUUUCAUUUUCAUCUGGUUCAACUCAACCAGUGAGAGAUCAAGCCCCUUGGAUGACGGCAACUUACAAAUCUAAGCCAAUUAUUAAUCAUAUUUUCCGUCAACAAGAUAAGAGGCCACCGACCGUCGUAUCUGAUGCUUUUGCUUUGUUAGUCUUAGUUCCUGUCUUUAUUCUGUUCGUGCUAUGGAUAAAGCUUGGAGUGAAUCUCUCUGGUUUCUCAUUUGGCCUGAGUGGAUUAAUCUUUCAUCUUGGUUUGGGUUCAAUAUUCGCCUUAUUUACUUAUUUCUGGCUCGAACUGGACAUGUUUUCAACUAUCAAAUAUUUGUUGGGACUUGGUCUGGUCACAUUUUUAUCCGGUCACAGUCUCCUAAGCAGACUGGCAAAUAAAAAGAGUGACAAAUAGCUUUGUAUUUAAUUAUAUAAUAGUCUUUUCCAUUAAAUAUAUUUAUAUUAAUUAUUACUUUAA